AAAUGAGUUCGUAUUUCGUUAAUUCUCUCUUUAGCAAAUUUAAAGGAAGCGACGCCCUGCGUCCAAACUAUUACGAGUGUUCUGGGUACACACAGGAGCUCGCAGGCAGACCGUCUGUGUUGUACGGACACAGCACAGGAUCUACAUUUCAACACACAGCCCAGCUUCCGGAGUUUUAUCACCACGGAGCCUCCACGUUCUCCCACGCACCGUACCAGCACAGCCAGUAUCACGGAGAGCCAGCCGCAAACCUUUUUGCACAGGACGCCUUACAGAGACAGACUUUUUUCAGCACACAAGAUACGGAUUUAGCCCAAUUUGGAGACUACAGUGUGAAAGCAAGCUACGUCAGUGAUGAUUUGGAGAGCGCAGAAACGUGCCCCACGCAGCUUUUCCCCUGGAUGCGACCACAAGCUACCGGCCGAAGGCGGGGCAGACAGACGUACAGCCGCUACCAGACGCUCGAGCUGGAGAAGGAGUUCCUGUUUAAUCCGUACCUGAACCGCAAGCGGCGCGUGGAGGUGUCGCGAGCGCUCUGCCUGACCGAGCGCCAGGUCAAGAUCUGGUUUCAGAACCGGCGCAUGAAGUGGAAGAAAGAGAACAACAAGGACAAGUUCCCGAGCAGUAGAGCUGAGCAGGAACAGAUUGAGAGGCAGAGACGCGAAUGUAUCGAUGAUUCAGGAAAACGUACGCCAAGAGAGGCGGACUCAGAGGACGCGUGAAAUACAGAUCGAGCUAAGACAUGUUCCGGUUUCCUAACAUUUCUGUAGUCAGCUGAAAAGACAGAACAAUGUAAUGCAAGCACUUGAUCUCUAAUUAAGCCUUGUCUAACAAAACGAGGUAUUUCCUUUAUCACUA
This is a messenger RNA of Neoarius graeffei (lesser salmon catfish), 858 nucleotides long. It is a transcript of the gene hoxb8b, whose product is annotated as homeobox B8b. Gene Ontology annotation, cellular component: nucleus. Gene Ontology annotation, biological process: regulation of transcription by RNA polymerase II. Gene Ontology annotation, molecular function: DNA-binding transcription factor activity, RNA polymerase II-specific; RNA polymerase II transcription regulatory region sequence-specific DNA binding. Lineage: Eukaryota; Metazoa; Chordata; Actinopteri; Siluriformes; Ariidae. The record is from RefSeq and is a predicted model, not a curated record. The transcript has 2 exons. The coding region runs from base 3 to 722 and encodes 239 amino acids.